GGAUUAGCAUAAAAUUCACUUCAAAAUGUCCCAAAAUGAUUUAGACAAUGCAAAUCCUACAAUAUACGAAGUUGGUUCUGAGAGAGCGGUCCUACCAGAAGAAGAAGAUGAAAGUUUUACAGACAAAAUAGAUGAUAGAGAAGUUUUUGAUUUGAUCCGUGUUAUAAAUGACCCUGAACAUCCACUUACAUUAGAAGAACUGAAUGUUGUAGAGCAAAGCAAAGUGAAUGUUGAUGAUGAUGCUAAUAAAGUGACAAUAGAAUUUACUCCCACAAUUCCACACUGUAGUAUGGCAACAUUGAUUGGAUUGUCUAUUCGGGUCAAACUUCUGCGAUCUCUGCCACCAAGAUUCAAGGUAGAUGUUUCUAUAACACCUGGAGCACAUGCAUCUGAAGAAGCAGUAAACAAACAAUUAGCAGACAAAGAAAGGGUGGCAGCAGCUUUGGAGAACAGUCAUUUGAUAGAAGUUGUUAAUCAGUGUUUGGAUGACCAAAAAAGAAAAAUCGGAUAAUGAAUUACUUAACCAUUGACCUAAAGCCAUGCCUUUUCAUAGCUUUUUAGGCCAAGGGCUAACAAACCAAACUAACAGACUUUUGUUUUUACAAGUGAUUGACUUGCAUAGUAUGUAAACGCUUGAGAAAAGCCAAGGACCUUCAAUCAUAAGAAAAAGUUUUAACACCCCCCUAUAUAUAGGCUGAUUUGCUGUUUACUUGCUUGAAAAUACAGUAGAAAAAUAUAGUUUAACCAGUAUAACUGUAUUUUUAUACAUAAAGCAAAAUGAAUAAAUCAAAAUUAUUUUGCAAUACUAUACUGCAAAAUGUUUACGCAGACAUUGAUAAAACCUCAUUAAGACAUUUUUGGUAAUUUAUAAUUAUUAUGAUUGUAAAUAAUUUUAUCAAUAGUGACUUCAAGUAGUUAUUGCCUUCACAAGUUCACAUUGUCAUUUUACCUCAGAUCUUCAUAUUUAUUGUCUUAAAAAGGUCCAGGCAUUAAAUAAAAAUAUUACAUAUUAUAGAUAUAAGAAGAUGUGGUAUGAGUACCAAUGAGACAACUCUCCAUCCAAGUCAAAAUUUAUAAAAGUAAACCAUUAUAGGUCAAAGUACGGUCUUCAACACUGAGCCUUGGCUCACACCGAACUGCAAGCUAUAAAGGGCCCCAAAAAUUACUAGUGUAAAACCAUUCAAACGGGAAAACCAACGGUCUAAUCUAUAUUAAAAACGAGAAACGAGAAACACUUAUGAACCACAUCAACAAACGACAACUACUGAACAUCAGAUUCCUUACUUAGGACAGGUGCAAACAAUUGCAUCGGGUUUAAACGUUUUAAUGGUACCAAACCUUCACCCUUAUCUGAAACAAUAGUGUAACAUUACAACAUAGAAAAACACACUAUAAAAUAUCAAUUGAAAUGGCUUAACUCAAUCAAAAGACAUAUUAACACCAGUGAACAUACACUGAACAAAUAAAUAUGAUCUAUGUUACAAUGCAAAUACAAAAUAAAUAAACUAAUGGAAGAAUAAUUAAAGUAACAUGUUAUACCGCUGUGAAAUGUUAAACAAUUUAAGAAAACCAAUAUACUUGAACAAAAAUAUCAGCCAUUUGCAAUUACUUUAAACACAGGUAAAUAAAAAUAAUUUUGUUCUUAGGUAUACGUGUACAGUUCAAAUAGAGAAAGGUAAUAUUUUUACAAAAUAAAUAAAUUUGAUGUUCAUAGUACAAAGAAGUGAAAAUUUAUAGUAAUACCAAUAUAGACCUUUAUAUGAAACAAUUUUCAAUCAAUGAAAAUUCUAUUGAAAAUAGUAAAUUUAACUUCUAAUUUAUUUUACUCUGAAAACAUUGUGUUAGUUUUUAGUGGUUUCUAUAUAAAAUUUAGAUUCUACAUCAUUGUCAGAAUUUAAAAAAAACUUUAAUUUUAUGAGUGGAAAAUAUAUUAAAUUGAACAUAAAAUAUUGAAAUUAAAGUAUAUGUAUAUGAAUAAAAUAUUAAGUAUCCAACUAUGCUGGUAGUUACUUUUUAUGCCCCCGCCGUAGCGGUGGGGGCAUUAAGUUUUACCCUUGUCCGUCUGUACGUACGUCCCAAAAUUGGUUUCCGUUCUCUACCUUGAGUUUGCCUCAACCAAAUGUUAUGAAACUUAUACACAAUGCUUAUUACCACAAAACAACAGAUCAAAUUAGAAUUUUGGUGGCGUCACAUUAACCGUUCUAGAGUAAUGCCCUUUAUAAAUGGAAAAAUUGCAAAAUGUUUAGUUUCCGUGCUCUAACUUAAGUUUGCCUCAACCAAAUGUUAUGAAACUUAUACACAAGGCUUAUGACCACAAAACACAGAUCAAGUUUGAAUUUUGGUGGCGUCACUUUAACGGUUCUAGAGUUAUGCCCCUUUAUAAAUGGAAAAAUUGCAAUUUUUUUUAGUUUCUGUUCGCUAACUUAAGUUUGCCUCAACCAAAUGUUAUGAAACUUAUACACAAUGCUUAUUACCACAAAACACAGAUCAAGUUUGAAUUUUGGUGGCGUCACUUUAACCGUUCUAGAGUUAUGCACCUUUAUAAAUGGAAAAAAUUGCAAAAUUUUUAUUUUCUUUUAAAUAUCAAGUUAUUUUUAAAAUUGGAGUUAUCUUCCUUUGUCCAUGAUUAUAGUUGAAUCCACUACAAUCAAUGCUUUAUACAAUGCAAUGUUUAAUUUUGACUUCCACUGAUAAAACACAGAUCAAGUUGAAUUUGGGUAGUGUCACUUUAACCAUUAUUGAGUUAUGCCCCUUUAUAAAUAGAAAAAAUGCUGAAUUUUUAGUUUCUGUUCUCUACUUAAGUUAGCCUCAACCAAAUGUUAUGAGACUUACACACAAAACUCAGAUCAAGUGCAAAUUUGGGUAGCAUCACUUUUACUGUUCUUCAGUUAUGUCCCUUUAUAACUAUAUGAUAUGCAAGCGGGGGCAUCAUCUGUGUCCACAUGUGGACACUAUCCACAUUUUUUUUAAUUAUUAACCAUGGUAGUUACUUUUUUUAAUUAUUAGCCAGAGUUAUCUCCCAUAUUAAAUUGGAUGCUACUUUCUUUUAGAUACUCAUGUUGUUUCAUGUAUUUUGAAUACAGAUAGUAUAUUCUUC
Messenger RNA from Mytilus californianus (California mussel), 3097 nucleotides. RefSeq names its product cytosolic iron-sulfur assembly component 2B-like. The coding region runs from base 26 to 511 and encodes 161 amino acids. NCBI's taxonomy places the organism in Eukaryota, Metazoa, Mollusca, Bivalvia, Mytilida, Mytilidae. Gene Ontology annotation, cellular component: cytosolic [4Fe-4S] assembly targeting complex. The transcript is spliced from 5 exons. Gene Ontology annotation, biological process: iron-sulfur cluster assembly. The record is from RefSeq and is a predicted model, not a curated record.